CUUUUGAGUAGUUCGGAAGCAUGUUUGCUAGAAUUCUUCUUCAAAAUGGCACCGUCUUGCAGCAUGAUGCGGAAGACAAUGUUAUCGCUCUUAGAAACACCGACAUCCUGAUUGAGGGCGACCGCAUUGUUAACAUCGGCCAUGGUCUUCAAAGCGAAAAUGUCUCCAUGAUUGCUUGCGAUGGAAAGAUUAUAGCGCCCGGCUUCAUCAACGCCCACCACCAUGUCUGGCAGAGCCAACUCAAGGGUAGACUUGGUGACUCUACAAUGCUGGACUACAUGCUUGAGGCCAAUCUUCAAAGCUUCAACUUCACACCAGACGAUAUCUUCUGGGGUCAAUUAGCUGGCUGUCUUGAAGCCCUUGACGCUGGAACGACCUGCGUGGUGGACAAUGCACACGGUGCCUCUGGCCCUGAACACGGUCCAGCAGCUCUGAGCGCUACUUUGGUGUCUGGAGUUAGAUCUAUUUUCUGUCAUGGAGUCAUGCCGUUACGCGCUACUGAAUGGACAGACUCUUCGUUUGAGCUUGAUCGCUCUCCUCAACCUGAUUGGUUGCUGCCCCAGAUGGAUUCUCUUGCUUCCAAGGCGCCGUUUGGAGUCGACAAGAGAGUCCAAUUGGGCUUCUUCUUUGACAGUUACUUCUUGCCCGAGAAUGUCAUUUCUGAGACGUUGAGCCGUGUGAAAGAGGCUGGAGUCAAGCUGAUUACAAGCCACUACAGACACUGGCCAGUUUCCAAGGGUCAAUCUCGAGUUCCGGAGCAGCUUCAAGCAUGCGGUCUUCUUGGGCCCGAUAUUCUUCUCACGCACGGCAAUGGAACAACGCCUGAACAAGCGUCCCUGCUCACUUCAGCCGGAACCUACAUCGUCUCUACCCCCGACGCCGAAAUCUUCAUGGCAUCAGGCGCAGAUCCUGUAGCUUUUAGAGAAGACCUCCCCUUGACGUGUCUUGGCGCUGACUGCCAUUCGUGCGGCCCAGCCAGCAUGAUGCACCAGAUGCAAAUGGCACUAGCAAGUGACCGAGGAAUGCAAAACUCAAAGACUUUUGCGGAAGGCCACUAUCCCAAGAAGAUGAGGGCUACGGUGCAGGAAGCGUUUAAUCGAGCUACCAUCAAAGCAGCUCGUGCGAUCAAAAUGGAUACGGACAUAGGGUCUAUUGCAGUUGGAAAGUUGGCGGACUUGGUUAUUUUUGACACGACUUCUCCUUCUAUUAUCUGUGCAGCUGAGCAUGAUCCUUUAACGGCUAUUGUUCGUCACGCUGGAGUGAGAGAGAUCGAGACUGUUAUUAUUGGUGGUAACAUACGGAAACAAAACGGUAGCUUGAAGAAUGUGCACUUGGCGGAGGGUCGAGAAGCUGGCUUCGAUUUUAAGCAUGAGGCAGUUGAAGCGAAGGACGGAUUAUCGUGGAAAGAAGUUGCAAAGGAGUUGUCGAGGAGUCGAGGUGAGAUCCAGGGAAAAAUCAACAAGGUCAACAAAGAUCUAGCAAAAGAGAAGCUCAUUGGAAUGAUGGGCGGGUUACAGGACAUAUUGGUUGACUAAUAGAUCUUCUCUCUAGAACACCUCCUUGUAUUAUUAUUCAUGUAGAAGCAGUUUAUUCUACUUCCC
Molecule: messenger RNA, 1601 nt
Organism: Fusarium redolens
Lineage: Eukaryota; Fungi; Ascomycota; Sordariomycetes; Hypocreales; Nectriaceae
Exons: 3
Coding region: 21-1535 (504 amino acids)
Molecular function (GO): hydrolase activity, acting on carbon-nitrogen (but not peptide) bonds
Source: RefSeq, a predicted model, not a curated record